GGCGUCGCACCAGUAGGAAUGCGCCUGUUGACAGAAGGCAGGACGAAACUCUCCGUGCGGCGGGCUGAUCAGUGUAAGUGCUGCGUGCCGCCAUGGAUAAGACGGCCAUGGUGAAGGUGGGAGCCGUGGCCAGCGCCAGCGUCUGUGCUCUCUUCGGUGGCAUGGUUUUGGCUCAGUACAUAGUUGCCAAGAACAAGCGAGCGGGAAAGAAAACCCGGAUCAUAGAGAUGAUGCCUCAGUUCGAGAAGUCCACAGUCCACAUGAGGGACCCUGAGAGGGUGGAGCAGAUCAUCUGUGGCCUCAUCAAAGGAGGAGCUUCCAAACUACAGAUUAUCACAGACUUUGACAUGACGAUAAGCAAGUUCGCCGUCAACGGCAAACGCUAUCCCACAUGUCACAAUAUCAUUGAUAACUGCAAGCUGGUGACAGAUGAGUGUAGGCAGAAGCUGCUGCAGCUAAAGAAUAAAUAUUAUCCCAUUGAGAUUGACCCGCACCUCACCAUGGAGGAGAAAUACCCAUUCAUGGUGGAGUGGUAUUUCAAGUCCCACACACUACUGGUGGAGCAGAGGCUAGAAAGAGACAAACUGCCAGAGGUGGUGAGAGAGUCUGACGUUGCACUCAGGGAAGGCUUUGAGCAGUUCUUUGACCGGCUACAGCAGCACAAUGUGCCCGUCUUCAUCUUCUCCGCUGGCCUGGGAGAUGUCCUGGAGGAAAUCAUCCGGCAGGCCGGAGUGUAUCAUCCCAACAUCAAGGUCGUCUCCAACUUCAUGGACUUUGAUGACAAUGGUGUUCUGAGGGGAUUCAAAGGUGAUCUGAUCCACGUGUACAACAAACAUGAUGGCGCUCUGCGGAACACGGAGUACUUCAAACAGCUGAAAGAGUACUCUAACGUCAUCCUGAUGGGCGACUCGCUGGGGGACCUCAGCAUGGCCGACGGUGUAUCCAACAAGGAAAACACCCUCAAGAUUGGCUUCCUCAACGACAGGGUGGAAGAGCGAUUGGACAAAUAUCUGGACUCUUAUGACAUCGUCCUGGUGAAAGACGAGACUCUGGAAGUGCCCAACGCCAUCCUCCAGAAGGUUCUAUAACUCCACCAUCACGUUCCACCCCCCCAUUUAACGCCACCACUCGCUCUGGAUCCCCCACCCUCCAACAUCCCAACCAACCCUCCACACGCCUUUUUUAAAAGACAUUUUACAUCUCUCAAACAAACUGCUUUAAAAGUCCACACAGUAGCGUCAGCCUGUCUCCGGUGUUUUGUCCGUUUGAAUAAUUUCUGAUGUUCAGUUUAUAAAGGAAUAACCAAAAGUAAGAUUUAAACAAACUCACUUCAUUUUUAUAAUUUGCACAUUAUUGUUACCACUGUUAUUCAUAAGAUAAUUUUUGAUAUGGUAAUAUCUGUGCACCAUAAACCAGGCGCCCACAGACAGAACCAGUGUUUUUGCUGGUUCUGUUUCUGUCACCUCAUAUACUCUAAUUAUGUGACUGGGCUGUUUGACGUCCCCUGGUCAGACUAUAAACAUGACCGGUUGUUGUCAAACAUGUAUCUGCAGAAGAUAUGUUUGAGCUUAUGGAAGUAGCUCAGUACAGAAUGGGCCUUGUAAAAUGUAAAUUAUAGAAGAAAAAAUAAAAAUUUGUUGCUUGGUCACAGCAGCACUGUAAUGAACACAGACAGUAUUUGUGUAAGAAAGAAAAGGAUUCAGAUUGUAGCUCCGAUGAUCAGAGGAAAUGCACUUUAAAUUCUGUGUAUGAGAGAAUCCAAUCCCCUGUAUAUGCACACAUGUGGCAGUAGCAUUUGUGGAUGUAGGAACAGGUUCUUCCACAGAAAAGCCGUGUUUACUGAAGUUUUUUUUUUUAUGCGCCUGCCUUCUCUGCACAGCUGACUUAACAGUGAAGCGUUCUCCAUGCCAGUGAUCAAGGUUCAGAGGCUGUAAUGCAACACAGUUCACCUCUAGUGGUCAGAAGCUGGACAUAUAACAGGAAAAGCCUCUUAAACCAAAGACUGUAAUUCUACAGUCUAGUUUGAUUUCCUCACAUCAGUAAACAGCAAGAAACUCAGUCUGUGUCUCAAUCAGACGCAGCUUAAAAUGUAUUUCAUUUUAUCACCUUUUCAUUCUAUGGUCUAUUCAUUCUUAGCACUACCUCUAAAAUGGUCAUCUUUGUCUUUUUGUGAGGUCCAGAACUAAAUGUCACAGCGUGUCUCGACAUGUGUUGAAUGUUCUCUGACUGUGUUUUAAAUGUGCUGCUAUCACCUGCAUGUUGCCUUUUCUUGUUGUUAACUGUAUGUUUAAGACAUGGGAGAGAGUGAAACAGGGAGUAAUAUACUGCAUAUGUGAGCAUCAUAUGGAAAUGUGUAUUGUUUCUUGACAUUUGGGGAUAUAUGUAUUUCCAAAAUUGCAGUAUAAACCAGUGUGUUGUAUUUUUAUAAGCAGAUGGCUUUCUCUUUGAUGGUGUGAAUAGAAAAUGCAAUAAAAUGUCGAUUUGUGAGACCAUGGGUGGAUCACAGAUUGGGCAGGCAUCUGGACCAACAGCCCUCAAAGCUCUGAUGGUGUUUAAUUUGGCAGUGCAUAGUGUACAGUACUGUGAAAAGAGUUACCAACUGAAAUACAGUAUUCCCAUACUAUGAUUAUAUUGGACAUUUACUUACAAUACUGUCAAAUACUGAGUAGGACUGAUUGGUGGCAGUACUGAAUUUUCAGAAUAUAUGCAUCAAUGUGAAGAAGUACUUUGACUUGUCAGGUGUUUAAUUCGCUCAAUCAAUCAGGAACUUGACACAUUCCCAAAACAUAAUUUACAAGUUCCUACAUAACAUUUUAUACACUGUGAUAGAAAAUUUGAUCCAUAUCAUCUAAAACAGCAGGAAGAAUGACUUGCAUACAGACCUAGAAGAAAAAAAACUGCUGAGCUGAUGAUGCAUGCACUGUGUAUGUGAGGCUGAAGAUCUGCAGAGGACAGUUGCAGCUUUUAGUCAAUGUGUCUGUAGUACCACGGCUGCCCUGCAGAUGGCACCAACCGACAAGAAGAGGAACAUAUGAAAAAGUCUGGAAACAAUCACCAGAGACAGUACAAGACCAACGUGGCAAUCUUUUACCUUCACAUAGUACGGAAAAGACUUCUAGCAUGUGGCUCGUUGGUCUAGGGGUAUGAUUCUCGCUUAGGGUGCGAGAGGUCCCGGGUUCAAAUCCCGGACGAGCCCUACCUUUUCCCAGGUAAUUGAAAAA
Monopterus albus (swamp eel) is the source of this 3221-nucleotide messenger RNA. It is a transcript of the gene nt5c3a, whose product is annotated as 5'-nucleotidase, cytosolic IIIA. Gene Ontology annotation, cellular component: cytoplasm. Gene Ontology annotation, molecular function: magnesium ion binding; 5'-nucleotidase activity. NCBI's taxonomy places the organism in Eukaryota, Metazoa, Chordata, Actinopteri, Synbranchiformes, Synbranchidae. Bases 93 to 1088 code for a protein of 331 amino acids. The transcript has 8 exons. The record is from RefSeq and is a predicted model, not a curated record.